CCCGGGAAGCGCGCGGCUGUUCCGCCCCACAGACGGACGGAUUGACGGACGGACGCUGCUGUGUGCGCUCUCUGCCUUCUCUCUCUCUCUCUCUCGAUCUCUGUGCGCGUGCGCUUGUGUCACCCCCCCUCCCAGUCCCUUCCUGUCCAGAUUGGGUGUCGAGGUGGAGGUGUGUAGCGCCGGAUUCAGCAGCAUGUAGCACCUGGAGCGCCGCGCACAUCGCCUCCCUGCCGCGCUGCUCCUCCGCCUGGUCGCGCUCCCGGAGCGGUCCUCUCUACGCUCGGGGAAAAAAGCAUCGCCUGCUCGAGGAUUUUUCGUUGGGGGCUGUGGGUGGUGGGUGGGGGGAUUUAUUAUUUAUUUUAGAGGAGUGUUUGUGUGUGUUCAUCCCCGCCGCUCUGCACCUCUCGGUCGAUGGUCGUUGAGGAAGCUUCCAUCUUGAGUCCCGUGUCUACCGAGAGAACCAUGGCGAGCGAUUCCCCUGCGCGGAGUCUGGACGAGAUAGAUCUGUCUGCACUACGGGACCCAGCUGGUAUCUUUGAGCUGGUUGAACUGGUUGGAAAUGGCACCUAUGGGCAGGUCUACAAGGGUCCCAUGUUAAACAGGCCAGCUUGCUGCCAUCAAGGUCAUGGACGUCACAGGAGAUGAGGAGGAGGAGAUUAAAGCAGAGAUUAACAUGUUGAAGAAGUACAGCCACCACAGGAACAUCGCCACCUACUAUGGAGCCUUCGUCAAGAAAAACCCUCCCGGGGUAGAUGAUCAGCUGUGGCUGGUGAUGGAGUUCUGCGGCGCCGGUUCGAUCACGGAUCUGAUCAAAAACACCAAAGGGAACACGCUGAAGGAGGAGUGGAUCGCCUACGUCUGCAGAGAGAUCCUCAGGGGUCUGACCCACCUCCACCAGCACAAGGUCAUCCACAGAGACAUCAAGGGCCAGAAUGUGCUGCUGACGGAGAACGCAGAGGUUAAACUGGUGGACUUUGGUGUGAGCGCUCAGCUGGAUCGCACGGUGGGGCGGAGGAACACGUUCAUCGGGACGCCGUACUGGAUGGCCCC
Molecule: messenger RNA, 1050 nt
Organism: Etheostoma spectabile (orangethroat darter)
Lineage: Eukaryota; Metazoa; Chordata; Actinopteri; Perciformes; Percidae
Product: traf2 and NCK-interacting protein kinase
Biological process (GO): protein phosphorylation
Cellular component (GO): cytosol
Molecular function (GO): ATP binding; protein kinase activity
Source: RefSeq, a predicted model, not a curated record